AUGUCGACUUCCGUCGUCCCCGGGGACGAAAACGAUACCUCCAAUGAUCACGCGGUUCUUGAGUCUCCGCGCAAGUCGCACAAAGCGGGUGUCGGCGCACUCCUCGCCCUGGUGCUACUCGUCAAUCUUGCUGCGAGCUUGUACCAGCUUCCCCUGAACAGAGUCGUUGAGCGGCGUCUUUGCCGGGAGUAUUACUUAUCGACGGAUCCUUCAGUCAUUGAUCAGGACGGAAAUGUCGACGAGGGACUUUGCAAGAUCGAUGGCGUCCAGCAGCGCUUGGCCUGGAUUCAGGGCACUAUGGAAACGGCGUGGAUUGUUGGAGAUUUUGUCAUGACGAUUCCCUUAGGAUUCCUCGCUGAACGUUACGGUCGGCGGACCAUCCUUUGUUUGAAUCUUGUGCCUCGAAUCGUCAUGCCGGCAUGGGCCGUUAUUGUUGGUCAUUUCGAACAGACUCUGCCCACCAAAGCCAUUGUCGCGUCUCCUUUCCUGUCCGUUCUGGGUGGCGAUUGCGUUUUCAACUCAAUUACAUAUGCGAUAGCAUCUGGCAUGACCGAUGAUCACGUUCUAAGGGCAACCUACUUUGGCUGGAUGAGCUCCGUCUCUUACGUCGUCGCUCUGCUUGGACCUGCCCUAGCAUCAGCCACGAUGAGUCUUCUCCUAUGGUUGCCUUUCUGGAUUGGUAUAUGCCUCUUGUUGUUAGCCAUCCCGACCAUCUCCCUGCUCGAGAACACCUCAAGUACCCAACCUCCAUCCUCCCGAGCAGGUCACGGUGAUGAGCAGUCACGGCCCCUUCUUUCCUCCCCAAUCUUGAAGGCCCAAGACGCGAAUCCCUCGCUAUUCAGAUCUAUUUUCCAACGCUUCGGUGUCUUGCGGUCUAUCGUCACAAGUCACCCACGAAACAUGACCCUCCUUCUCAUCAGCUUCGUCUUGACUUCCCUUGCCAGCUCUGAUACGAAGCUUUUGGUUCAGUACAUCUCGAAGCGAUACCAUUGGACAUUCGCCUCCACCGGGUACUUGCUCUCAGCCAAAGCUGUGGUCAACUUCACGCUUCUGACGGUUAUCAUUCCGGCACUACUGCGCUCUCGGCGGAGGAGGUCCCGACAUGAUCCGCCAGAGCUGGCUAGCCAUCGAAUGAACAUGCACUACGCCAACGUCUGUCUCAUUGUUUCUAUUCUCGGCGCUCUGGCCAUUGCUCUUGCUGCAAAGAUAUGGAUGCUAGUCCCAUCCUUGUUCCUUUACGCACUUGGCUCUGCCCUUCCAGUCUUCACCUUGUCAUUGCUGAAGUCACCGUUCAUUGCCCCGAAGCGGAACGAACAUCAAACGGACUCAGUCGAUCCCGAGUCCCACAUAUUCUCCAUCGUGAUGAUGGUAAAGACAUCGGGAUCGUUACUUGGCGCGCCGUUGAUGAUGGUUCUUUGGGUUAGAGGCAUUGCCGUAGGCGGUGCUGCCUUGGGAAUACCCUACUUUGUCUCUGCAAGCUGCUAUCUCGCAGCGGUCUUGGUGCUUGGUAAAAUCCAAACCCAAUGA
This is a messenger RNA of Colletotrichum karsti, 1527 nucleotides long. RefSeq names its product major facilitator superfamily transporter. Gene Ontology annotation, biological process: transmembrane transport. NCBI's taxonomy places the organism in Eukaryota, Fungi, Ascomycota, Sordariomycetes, Glomerellales, Glomerellaceae. The record is from RefSeq and is a predicted model, not a curated record. The transcript has 3 exons. Bases 1 to 1527 code for a protein of 508 amino acids. Gene Ontology annotation, molecular function: transmembrane transporter activity. Gene Ontology annotation, cellular component: membrane.